Poeciliopsis prolifica (blackstripe livebearer) is the source of this 1822-nucleotide messenger RNA. Its product is annotated as post-GPI attachment to proteins factor 2-like. The transcript is spliced from 6 exons. Gene Ontology annotation, cellular component: endoplasmic reticulum membrane; Golgi membrane. NCBI's taxonomy places the organism in Eukaryota, Metazoa, Chordata, Actinopteri, Cyprinodontiformes, Poeciliidae. Gene Ontology annotation, biological process: GPI anchor biosynthetic process. The record is from RefSeq and is a predicted model, not a curated record. The coding region runs from base 360 to 1124 and encodes 254 amino acids.
UUCGUUUUCGUUUACUAUUAAAACGAUUUCCAUUAUUUUGACACAUUUUGCUCACGGCUCGCCGUCUCUUCCGGAAACUGCAAUUCUCCUCCCACUCGUGUUUUUCCCCCUAUCCUCCACGCAAGGAUGACAGCAGCAUCCUUAGGCCUGCUAUCAGCUGUUAGGAACAUCUGGACAUAGAAUUAUAAAGAUGAACGUUUAGGUGGUGAAGAUGGCUGGAUGACGUCCCAGUCUCUUCUUCCUGGCUCGAUGGGAUCGGAGAUUUGCAGCUCCUUCGCACACUGACCUGACAUUGUUAUUGUUGAGCCAGUUGUAGCUGCAGCGCCUGCUGGGCAGCAGUGAGCUGGGUGGAGGGUAAAAUGAUCCAAGGCUCAAACAUUUUGGGCUAUGAGAGGCCCCUGGUCAUCAGGAUAUCAUUCGCCACUUGUAUUGUAGUUACUGUGUGCCUGCCACUGUUAGGACUCAUCACUUGCGUCUCCAUAUCCUCUCUCUUUCACUUUGAAGAUGCUACUGGUACACAUUGCCAGGUUCCCAACUACCUGCCAUCCAUCAGUGCCUCUAUCAGCCUCAGUCCUGAGUGCCACAUCUGGCGGUUCUGCAUCGGACUCCACUCUGCUCCGAGGCUUCUGGUGGCCUUUACCUACUUCAGGUUUUACAAGUCCCGCUUUGCUGCCAGGUCCUCCGAGAGCGCACUCAGCUGCUUGAACUUGACCUUUUCCGUUUUUGAGAACCUGGGCCUGCUGCUUCUUACAUAUGUGUCAUCUAGUGAGACGUACUUUGUGCAUAAGGAAGGCUUUGUCCUCUUCAUUGUGAGUUCACUUAUCUACAUGCUGAUAACCUGUCGUUUGUGGAGAUCAAUUAAGAAGUAUUCAUUAAGUCCUGAGGAUGCCAAGUCUCAUCACUGGAAGGUUCGCUUCUUACUCCUCAAUGUUUGCUUCUGUGCUUUUGCUGGAUUCUUUUACUGGAAACACAACAUGUACUGUGAAUCAGGAAGUUACACCUUUUUUGCGCUGUUUGAGUACCUUGUCGUCUUCUCCAAUAUGGCCUUCCAUCUGACAGCAGUUUGGGAUUUCAAGAGUCGGGAGGUUGUGGUCAUUUCCUCCUUUGAGGACAAAGACUUCUGACUAGAACCUAAAGAUGAGCAGGAUAAAUGUGCUGGAACUAAACCACAUGAUGAAGACAGCAGCGAUCCCGUUGAAGAAGAUUGGGAUGGGCUUUUCCACAUUUUUUCAUAAGGACUUAAGACUUAAGAGCUUAAAGUGAGUCAAUGUCAGUCAAGUGCAAACAGAUGAUACACACAUAUAUAUACAUGAUGGAUGGAGAAACAGCUUAUGUUCCAAUGUGACUUAUGGUUGCCUUCAAUUUUACAUAUUAUUUUAGGUGAUGUGAAAUUUUACUUUGACAUCAAGCACAGCAAGUACUGUAUGUCUGUCAAAGUACAUAAUAUGUGUUUUAGUAAUCUGAAUACAUCCUCAGAAGUAAUUGCUUCAAACACAGAAUUUUAUAUCUUUCACAAAGUAUAUUAUUCAUAUUGUUGUUGAGACCUGGAAGUGGUGUUCCAGUUGUGUUUUAUAAUAAGCAUUUAAACCCAAAAUAAUAUUAGUUUCUCUGCUGAAGAAUAAACUUACUUUCAUUGAUCGCCAAUAAAACUGCACAUACCUUCAGAUUGCCAUAGAUGACAAAAGUCAGAUGUUGUCUGUCAUUUGAACCUUUUUAGUUACGUUUUGUUAAUAAAGUAUUCGUUACGGAGGAACACCUUUUGUCUACAUACAACACUAACAGUGAUGCUUGUUUAAAAUAACAGUAAAUGUGUUGCAUAUUA